CCCACAGCACACAAAGCGGCCCCGGGAAAACGACGCAAACUAACCCCCGAAGAAAAAGAACAACGAGCAAAAGACCGAGCAAUCCGCAAUCGCCAAGCCGCCCAAGACUCCCGCGAUAAGAAACGCAAAUACAUGGACGACCUCGAAGCCACCAACGCCGCGCUGCAGCAACACAACGCCAACCUCGCCAAACGCCUCGAAGUCACCGAACGCAGCAACUUCACCCUCAUGUCCCGCCUCGAGGACCUCGCGUCUCAGUUCGCUUCCAUCUCCAAACGAUUUAAACUCACCAGCUCUACCGACUAC
Messenger RNA from Fimicolochytrium jonesii, 306 nucleotides. RefSeq lists its product as uncharacterized. The annotation marks the transcript as partial. Gene Ontology annotation, biological process: positive regulation of transcription by RNA polymerase II. The transcript has a single exon. Lineage: Eukaryota; Fungi; Chytridiomycota; Chytridiomycetes; Spizellomycetales; Powellomycetaceae. Gene Ontology annotation, molecular function: DNA-binding transcription factor activity, RNA polymerase II-specific. The record is from RefSeq and is a predicted model, not a curated record.